UCUUUUGUGAAAUAAGAUAAUCGAAAAUAGUUUAGGAUUGAAAUAGACUCAACUAUUUUCCUAUUGAGAUUAUUGACUGUUGAGUGUGUAAAGUGAACAAUGUUUGUAAAACUUGUUCCAAACCAAGCUUGGAUACAUACUCAAGUUUGUAGUAGUUGUUGUCGGUUAUGGAAGAGACCAAGGCAAUGGGUUCGAUUCUUUGGAUAUUCGUAUCGGGUCCAUUUUCUAUACAAGUUGCGCAGAUGUAGUAUCGAUGGUAAUAUUCCAAGGAAAAAUAUGCUUUCUACCUCCGCUGCAAGUAAUCAGAGCGAAAGACUUUGGAAUCAACAAGGAACCAUUCCUUACCAGAUUCCACCCAAAGAAAUGGUACAGUUAGUGGAUAUGCAGUUGGAUCAUACCGUUUCCUUUCCUCCAGGAUAUCCUAAAGAAUAUAUGUUGGUUAUCGACUCGCCUUCUUUACCGAGUAUAGAAGAACUUUCCAGACCUGAAUUACGUUUAGCUGGAUAUCGCAUUCAUCCUUCUACUUUCACACCUUCAAGAAUGAGUUUUGUAUCCAAUAUCCAAAUAUGGCAGUUAUCGAAUAGUCAACCCAAAUGCAUUAUGGAUAUUUCUCAAAGUUUGAAAGCAUUUCUCCUCCAUUCCAAGAACAAGGAAGCUUGCCACUCAACUUAUUCAUUAGAAGAAGAAAAGGAAUAUUCUUUAAAGCUUUGUGAUAUUCAUUGGGCUCCGGAUGGAAGAAAGUUUACUUUUUGUGUUUUCAAACCCCAAUUUGGUUUGCAAUUGUGGUUAUGUGAUAUUGAAGAGCGUCAAGUAUAUCCGUUAUUGUUGGAAAGAAAUCAAAAACUGCAUGCGAUAUGUGAAAGUCCAGUGAAAUGGUUUCAUGAUUCUCAACGUUUGUUAAUCCAUUUGGUAUCCAACAAGACAAGUUUAAAGAAUAGUCCAUCUAUUCCACAAGGCCCAUUUAUACAACAUCAUGAGGAACAGCGUGAAGCUCCUGCUAGAACAUUUCAAGAUGUACUCAAGAAUAGUUAUGAUGAAGCUUGUUUAGAGUACUAUUGUACAAGUGAGUUGGCUAUUUAUGAUAUUUUGGAUAAGAGUUGCAAGUCGUUGCCAUUGGAACCCAGUUGCUUUACAGGAACAAGUAUUUCACCCGAUGAUAAAUAUAUUCUGAUUGAAGAGAUGACUAGGCCUUAUUCUUAUUUGUUUCCUGCUUCUCGAUUUCCUAGAAAGAUUGAAAUAUUUCAUAUUCAGGAUGCUUCUACUACAAUAGUUGCUGAAUUGGGAUUACAAGAACAUAUUCCUAUCGAUAUGGAUGCAGUUCCUGAUUGUCCUCGAAAUUUUCAAUGGAGAGCUAAUGUGGAUGCUACUCUUUGUUGGGUUCAAGCAUUGGAUCAAGGCAAUCCUAAGAACCAAGUAGAAUAUAGAGAUGCAUUAUAUUGCAUAUCUGCUCCAUUCAACGAUCAUCCCAUUUUGUUAUUCAAGUUGAAAUGGAGAUUGGAAGAUAUCGAUUGGAGUGAUAAUGAAUAUACUUUGGUAUGGGAAGAAUGGUAUCAAAGUCGUUCAAGACGAGUCUAUUCUUGUCACAUUCCUUUGAAUAUUGAAAGGAAGACUUGUACAACUUUGUUAUCUCAUCAUACGAUAGUUGAAAGACAUUCUUUUUGUAUCAACCAACCAUCUAUGGUUAGUGACUUGGAAUGUUUAUGGGACAUUCCUAAUUGGAAAGAUCGUUAUCACCUUCCAGGAUAUCCCAUGUCUAGAAUGAAAACUUUUGGAAAGUGGACAUUGAGAACUAUUGACUUUUUGAAGAACGAUAAAAGUCCAUUUGUUUAUUUGAUAGGCCCUGGAGCUUCUGAUAAAGGAGAUAGACCUUAUUUGGAUAUAUUGGAUACUCAAACAAAAAGAAGAUGGAGAUUAUGGCAAAGUUCACCACCUUAUUAUGAAAGAUGCAUAGGAGUAUAUUCUGAAGAUGAUCAACAACAAAUUACACAAUUGCUCAUCUCUCGAGAGUCUCCAAAACAAUUGCCUAAUGUUUAUGUUGUUGACUUGCCAAGUUUUUAUGAAAUACAGCAAAAGCAGACAUAUGAGGAGAAUGGUCAUCUCGUGGAUACUUGGAAUAAUAUCGUAUCCAACAAGCCAUCUCAUGAUUCUUGUAUCAAGCCUUUGACCUUUUUUGAACAUCCUUUUCCAGGGUUUUUGGAAAUUCAAAGAGAAUUGGUAGAAUAUGAUCGUCAAGAUGGAGUGAAAUUACAUGCUAAUUUAUAUCUUCCUCCUCAUUACGAUCCAAAGAAAAGUGGACCUUUGCCAACUUUUAUAUGGGCCUAUCCACAAGAAUAUCUUUCAUCAGAUACUGCAAGUCAGUUGAGAGAUUCACCAUUUCGUUUUGUUCAUUUAGCUAGGUCACCUUUGUAUUGGUUGACUCAAGGCUAUGCUAUUUUGGAUGGUCCCGAAAUGCCUAUUAUAGCAAAAGAAGGAGAUGGACAUCCCAACGAUCAUUUCAUUUCACAACUGGUUUCAAGUGCACAAGCUGCAGUAGAUUUCUUGGUCGAACGAGGUGUGAGUGACCGACAUAGAAUUGCGAUAGGUGGGCAUUCUUAUGGUGCAUUUAUGACAGCCAAUUUGUUAGCACAUGCACCUAAAUUAUUUUGUUGUGGAAUUGCUCGUUCAGGUGCUUACAAUCGUACGUUGACUCCCUUUGGAUUUCAAAUGGAAGAUAGGAAUUUAUGGCAAAUUCCAUCCAACUACAUAGAAAUGUCUCCCUUUAUGUAUGCAGAUAGAAUAAGUUCUCCUCUACUAUUGAUUCAUGGAGAAUUGGAUAACAACGACGGCACCCAUUUGUUACAAAGCGAACGUAUGUUUUCAGCUUUAAAAGGAUUAGGAAAAGUCGUUCGAUUUCUGAAAUUGCCAUUAGAAGCACAUCAUUAUCGUUCAAGAGAAUCCGUAUUGCAUGUACUUUAUGAGAUGCAUCAAUGGUUGGAAACUUUUUGUAGAUGAACAACUAGCAAAGUAAUAUGAACAAUAAAA
Galdieria sulphuraria is the source of this 3021-nucleotide messenger RNA. RefSeq names its product serine-type peptidase. The record is from RefSeq and is a predicted model, not a curated record. The transcript has a single exon. Gene Ontology annotation, biological process: proteolysis. Bases 100 to 2991 code for a protein of 963 amino acids. Lineage: Eukaryota; Rhodophyta; Bangiophyceae; Galdieriales; Galdieriaceae. Gene Ontology annotation, molecular function: serine-type endopeptidase activity.